Messenger RNA from Saccoglossus kowalevskii, 2124 nucleotides. Its product is annotated as peroxisomal acyl-coenzyme A oxidase 3-like. Gene Ontology annotation, cellular component: peroxisome. Gene Ontology annotation, molecular function: fatty acid binding; pristanoyl-CoA oxidase activity; FAD binding. The record is from RefSeq and is a predicted model, not a curated record. Gene Ontology annotation, biological process: fatty acid beta-oxidation using acyl-CoA oxidase; lipid homeostasis. Lineage: Eukaryota; Metazoa; Hemichordata; Enteropneusta; Harrimaniidae.
AUGUCUGUACAGUUACCUCACCCAUGUAUCAAUGCGAUGCCGGAUAAGAGAACCAUUGAUGAGUUGAUUCCUGACAUGCCGGUAGGACCGAUAGAUAAAUACAGAAAAUCAGCCACGUUUGACUGGAAACAAAUGAAAAUGUUUCUAGAAGGAGAAGAUUGUAUCCGAUAUCAGAAUGAAAUAUGGGACCUCUUAGAAAAGGAUCCGUUGUUUGCACGUUCAGUCGGUACUGUAUCAGUUAAUGAGAUGCGUAUGCUGGUUUUUCAAAGGGUCAAGCGUUUAUCUGAAUAUUACUUUCUAACACAAGAAAAGUUGCUUGAAAAUCCAAUGGUCUAUCUGUGGUUUUUUAGUGCCAUAGGUCUUUACGAUUGGGCAUUACCUACUAAGUUCUUACUCAGCACACAGUUUUUUGGAGGAACAAUAAGAUCAAGUGGGUCCAAACACCAUCUUGACCUAGCUGAUCAAAGUGACAGAAUGGAGCUAAUUGGUAGUUUUUCUCUCACUGAGUUAAGUCAUGGUAGUAAUGUCAAAAAUAUGAGAACCACUGCGACCUUUGACCCAGAAACAAAGGAUUUCAUUUUAAAUACGCCAGACAUUGAGGCCACCAAGAUAUGGAUGGGUAAUGUCGGUAAAACAGCUACUCACUCAAUAGUUUACGCACAGCUGUAUACGGCUGAUGGCAAAUGUCAUGGUUUGCAUAUGUUUGUUGUACAAAUACGUGAUACAAAAACUUUGCUUCCUCUGCCUGGCAUAAUGGUUGGAGAUAUUGGACAUAAAUUGGGUCUGAAUGGUCUUGAUAAUGGAUUUUUAAUGUUUAACAAUGUUCGUAUUCCACGCCAGAGUUUACUGAACAAGACUGGUGAUGUCACAAGUGCAGGGAAAUACACCACACCAUUUUUGGAUCCUGAGAAGAAAUUUGGAGCAUCGCUGGGAACUUUAUCUGGCGGUCGUGUCGGGAUCGUAAGUGUAUGUGCAGGAAAUUUGAAAAUAUGUGUUCCCAUAGCGAUACGUUAUUCUGCUGCAAGAAAACAAUUUGGACCAACAAAUGACAAAGAAAUACCAGUACUAGAAUACCAAUUACAGCAAUGGCGUCUGAUACCAUAUCUGGCGGCUAUGUAUGCAAUAGAAAUUUUCUCCAAACAAUUCAUGAAGUAUUAUUUAGAAUUGAAUAUUGGUACUUUACUUAAAUCUGACGCAGUGUACUUGGCAGAACUUGGUAAAGAAUUGCAUGCUGUGGCAUGUAGCAGUAAACCGCUGACAUCAUGGCUGGCGAGAGACGCUAUACAGGAAUGCAGAGAAGCGUGUGGUGGACAUGGAUAUUUGAGUGUAAGUAGAUUUGGAGAAAUUCGUGGUGACAACGAUGCUAACACCACUUACGAAGGAGAUAAUAACGUUAUCCUGCAGCAGACUAGUAAUUAUCUACUCAUAUGUAGAGAGAACAAACAAAACGGUGUUCAAAUUACAGCACCAAUGAAAACUGUGAAUUUCCUCAAUGAUGCUGAUACAAUUCUUAAGUGGAAAUUCCAAGCCACGACAGCUGUACAGUGUUAUGAUGCAGCUAUUGCGCUUGCUGCAUACAAAUGGCUGGUCUGCUAUCAACUCAAGGAAAGUGCUGAUAAACUAAAUAAAGAAUCCUCCAGCGGUAAAGAUGGAUUUGAAGCUCGUAACGACAGUCAGGCAUACUUCGCAAGAUCCUUAGCUCUUAUGUUUAUCGAGCAUACUGUAUUGCAGUGGUUUUAUGAUUGUGUUAAUGAUCCUGCAGUUCCACCUGGUUUGGCACCGGUGCUCAAAAAAUUAUGUGCUCUAUACGGUUUAUGGAGUCUGGAAAAACACAUGGCUACUUUGUAUCAAGGUGGAUACAUGAGUGGUCGUGACCCAGCUCGUCUGAUAAGAGAAGCCAUUGUCCAAUUAUGCCGUAUUUUAAAGGAUGACGCAGUGGCGUUGGUGGACGUCAUUGCUCCCCGAGAUUUCAUCUUGAACUCGGCAUUAGGAAAAGCCGAUGGAGAGAUUUACAAGAAUAUUUUCAGCUCUAUUAUGAAAACACCUAAGGUAAUGGAACGACCUGAUUGGUGGAGAGAAUUCUGCAACAAACCAGUCCAAGACUCACUUCGUGGAAAACUGUAA